Leptopilina boulardi is the source of this 3234-nucleotide messenger RNA. Its product is annotated as bestrophin-4-like. Lineage: Eukaryota; Metazoa; Arthropoda; Insecta; Hymenoptera; Figitidae. The transcript is spliced from 11 exons. The coding region runs from base 835 to 3048 and encodes 737 amino acids. Gene Ontology annotation, molecular function: chloride channel activity. The record is from RefSeq and is a predicted model, not a curated record.
UGAUGCUAUCAUUUAAUUAAGGGAGACAGACUGUUAGAUAUAAAUUUUCAAAGUCAGAUAAUGCUCGUGAGCUUGACAUUCAACCCCUUUAAAGAUUUUGGGAAGUUUGCCAUCGAAUCAAGAUCGUUCUGUUUCCAAUGUUAAUAUUCUAGCUGAGUGCAUACUUGUCGAGCAGUUCGUCGUCGAUGAGCGACUGGCGCGCACCUGUCGAAUUUACUAUUUUAUCAUCGCCUACAAACAAGUGCCUUAAUUAAUAUUCUCAUAUAUUUUUCUUUAUAAUUUUUUUUUAAAAUAUUUUCACCAUUUUUUUUUAAAUUUGUUAUUAAAAAAAAAAAAUCAAUCUCAUGCCAUUUUUUCCUUUUUUUUUCUCAAAUAACCCAAAAAAAAUUUAAAUUUCAAAUUCUUCUGCACAAAAAAAAAAACGUUCAUCAAAAGCAUUUUUCUUGCUGUUUUCAACAAAAUCUUUCCUCUUAAAUAAAUAACAUAUUUUUCACAUCGUUAUACCAAAAGUUUAUAAAUAAAAUAAACUAUACACAAAAUAAUCGAAAGUGUGACGAAAUGUUAUUACAAAUUUUUCCUUGCUUGGCAAGGACAAUUUUUUAUAGUUUUUUGAUAUAAAUUUUUAACUUGAAAAUAAAAAAAAAAAAAAAAAUAUUCAUUACUGAAUAUUGUGAAAUGAAAUUGAUGGAAUUAUGUGAGUCACAUUAGCUACGAAAUGUUGGAAGAAGAUGGGAACUAUGUGCGAGUCCCAUGGGAUGUAGAAGGGACAGGUUUCAUAGAAAAUCCUGCUCCUAGUUUAAGAAAAAGCAAUUUUUGAUUAGUGGAUAAAGAAAAAUGACAGUAUCUUACCAAUAUGAAGUGGCCAGUUCAACCAGUGGAGGAUUCACCAGGUUGCUCUUUAUGUGGCGUGGCUCCUUAUACAAACUCAUCUACAGAGAACUUCUACUUUAUUUGAUUCUUUUUGCUGGUCUUUCAGCAAUUUAUCGACACGUCUUAACACCCUCUCAAAAAAGUAUUUUUGAGCAAAUUGUCAUUUACUGUGACAGUUUAAUUACAUUGAUACCACUGAGUUUUGUACUUGGAUUUUAUGUAGCUCAUGUGGCUGCUAGAUGGUGGGAACAAUACACAGCGAUUCCUUGGCCAGAUAAAGUGAUGCACCUGGUAGCUUUAUACGUAACCGGAAAUGAUGAAUACGGAAGAAUGCUACGCAGAUCACUUAUGCGUUAUUUGAAUCUCUCAUUGAUUCUCGUUUUAAGAUCAAUUAGUUCUGCUGUUAAGAGACGAUUUCCAACAUUGGAUCAUGUUGUCGAUGCUGGUUUUAUGACAUCAUUGGAAUUAGGUUUAUUUCAAUCAGUUCCAAGUCUCGAAUUUAACACAUAUUGGAUACCUUGUACCUGGUUUAUUAAUUUAUUGAAAGAAGCUCGUCGCAAUCAUCGUUUACCUGAUGCACAAGGACUAAAAAUUAUCAUGGAGGAGUUUAAUCAAUUUCGUUCUAAAUGUGGACUUCUUUGGAGUUAUGAUUGGGUCUCAAUUCCAUUAGUCUAUACACAAGUUGUGACACUCGCUACUUAUAGUUUCUUUGCUGUUGCUCUCGUUGGACGACAAUAUAUUGACAGUGAUCUAAAUGGGACCAAAAAAACACAAAUGAAAAUUGACAUUUAUUUACCAGUUUUCACAAUUCUACAAUUUUUUUUCUUCAUGGGCUUACUUAAAGUUGCUGAGCAAUUAAUUAAUCCAUUUGGCGAUGACGAUGAAGAUUUUGAAUUAAAUUGGCUAAUCGAUCGUCAUACAAAGGUAUCGUAUCUUGGAGUAGACACAUUAAUGAGUCGAUGUCCACCUUUAGUAAAGGAUUAUUAUUUCGAUUCGGAAAAUAUUACUUUACCCUAUACGGAAGCUGCCGCUGCAUAUAAAAAGAAAACUUAUAGAGGAAGUGUCGCAAAUAUGCCAGUACCAGAAGAUAAGCAAUCUAUGUUUCUACCGGAAAUUGCUGAAGAAGAUGACAACAAUAGCAAAUUAAGUGCAACACCACGGACAUCAAGUGCAAGUUUAGCUAAUCACUUGCACGAUAGUCCAGAUGUUGAUAGGCGCCAGAUUAGUGGCUCUCCUGCGGACAGUCCAAAGAUCAUUCAAAAAGGUAGUGAAAUUAUUGUUCCAUUGGAAAUUCAAGAAACAAUUAUUGUCGAUCAAUCAACCACUGAUAGACGACGAACCAGCACCUUGAUGGAAGCUGUAAAAAAAUUCUCACGAACAAAAUUACCAACGCCACGUCUUGAUCAAAUGCGAAAACCAUUUUUUGCCCUCACUAAAUCAUCAAAAGUCAAUAUUCAACCAUGGCCAAGCGCAACAAAUCUCACACAUUUUGCAAAUUCACAAAAAAUUGAUUCACGUAAACAAUCUGAAGCAUCGACGACAGUUCAAAGAGCCGAUUCAUUUAAUAUUCCCGUUAUUGAUAUUCGUCAUUCGUCUCUGGAUGAACCAGGUGAUAAUAACGAUAACGAAACUGAUGACGAUGAUGAUGAUGAUGAAAAUAUUCCAUGUCCACAUCGUGGAAUAAUUAAUUCUGCCUUUUCACAAGAGAAUAUUUCUGAUACACAAUCAAAAAUUAUUUGUGAUUUUUGCGGUGAAAUGUCACAUGAUAUUCAUUCUGAAUUAUUGUGUCAUUGUAAAUGUCAUUAUAAAAAAAAUUAUUGUCAACAUAUUGAGGAAUUAUUUAUUGAUGAUAGGAGAAAACGACUUCACAAUUAUCCAAAAGUAUUGGCUUAUCGAAGAAAAACAAUAGAAUGUCCACGAUGGAAAAAGGGUGUUCGUUGGAAAACAAUGGGCAAUAAAAUUGUUGUUGAAAAAAAAUCACGAAGAAAAACAGUUGACAGUGUACCAUCAGCAAAGAAACUUGUUGCAUCAACAAUGAGAAAUUCAUUAAAUUUCAGUAAUUCUGAAAAUAAUUUAUCAUAUGAUGAGAAAAAAUGUAGUUGCUCGUAUAAAAAAGAAGAAUGUACUGAUGAUGAUGAUGAUUCAUCAAUUGAUGGACAAAAUAACACGAAAUUAUAAAGUUUAAAAUCAAUUUCUUAAAUUGGAAAUUUUUUUUAUAAAAAAAAAUUUGAUUUAAAAAAUCAAUAAACUUUAAUUUCAUUGUAUUUAGAUAAUUGAUUAUUGUCAAAUUAAUUUAAUUUUGCAUUUAGAAAUUAUCGAGAAUUUCUGUAGAUAGGAAAUAUAUAUAAUUUUGUUUUUGAUGUU